Pecten maximus is the source of this 1865-nucleotide messenger RNA. Its product is annotated as protein O-mannosyl-transferase TMTC2-like. Gene Ontology annotation, cellular component: endoplasmic reticulum membrane. Gene Ontology annotation, molecular function: mannosyltransferase activity; protein binding. The record is from RefSeq and is a predicted model, not a curated record. Gene Ontology annotation, biological process: protein O-linked glycosylation via mannose. Lineage: Eukaryota; Metazoa; Mollusca; Bivalvia; Pectinida; Pectinidae.
CAAGUGGUGUAACUGUUUCGCUCACAGUUGUCAGUGAAAACGAUGGUUUGAUAUGGAGAAGGAUGGAGUACACUACUCUGGCGACGAGUUCACUCGCCUUCAUACUCUAUCUUAAUACCCUGGAUGCUGAUUUCGCUUAUGAUGACAGUCGUGCCAUACAGAAGAACCAGGACCUACGUCCGGAGACGCCGAUACUCAACGUGAUCUACGACGACUUCUGGGGGACACCUCUAACACACAGUGGGUCACAUAAGUCAUAUCGGCCACUAUGUGUCCUUUCUUUCCGUCUGAACUACUUCCUCGGCGAACUGAACCCUUGGGGUUAUCACCUCGGAAAUGUCCUCCUUCAUGUUGUGGUGACUGCAUUGUUUACACAUUUGGCACGGAUAUUCCUACGCCACACGGUGCCAACACUUGCUGCAGGACUAUUGUUCGCGUGCCACCCGAUCCAUGUUGAGGCCGUUGCGGGGGUGGUAGGGCGGGCGGAUGUUGGAGCCUGUCUUUUCUUCCUUCUCGCAGUCUUAGCUUAUAUAAAGUACGUCCACCAGCGCGAAGUGGGCAACAGUCGAGAAAAGUGUGUGUGGUUUGGACUUGUGGCCUUGUUAACUACAGCUAGUAUGUUAACUAAAGAACAGGGCGUGAUGGUGAUUGCAGUUUGUGCGGCGUAUGACUUAUUUAUUUAUCACAAAGUGACGGUACAGGAUAUCAUUACAUUCAAAUGGAUGAAGAGAAAAGACAUUCUGGAAGGGAUCGUCUUGUUGGUGCUAGUCGGUGUAUCUCUUAUCACAUUCCGCCUUGUGUUCAUGGGGAACAAACCCCCAGAGUUUGCCCCGUCCGAUAACCCAGCUUCCGACUCGGAUAGUCUGUUGACUCGGGCACUGACUUAUUUGCUGUUGCCUUCUCUUAAUUUGUGGAUUUUACUGUGUCCGCGAGUGCUUAGUUUUGAUUGGUCGAUGGACGCUAUUCCAUUGGUCGAGUCAGUGUCAGAUAUACGUAAUGUGUUUUCAUUAGUGUUUUAUUCUGUGUUAUUUUAUAAAUCAUAUUUGUUAAUUUGUGAUCUUCAUAAUAGUAAUAGCCAUACGAAAGUGAGAACGUUCCAGCCACAUAUGAAUGGCAAUGGGUUUACCCAUCAUACACAUUCCGGUAGUCAAAAUAAUAACCAUCACACUCAUAAUAAAAAUAUUACUUUCAUGAAAACGAAACUUUUAUCGUCAAAUCGACGUCCUUCCAACAGCUCGACGGACAGCGAAGACGAGCAAGCGACUGUUGUCAGAAUCUACCGAUCUCAAGACAUUUGUGUUAUGGCUCUGGCACUCAUGGUGUUUCCAUUCAUUCCUGCCACAAAUUUAUUUUUCUACGUUGGUUUUGUGAUAGCGGAGCGAGUGUUGUACAUUCCAAGUAUGGGAUUUUGUCUGUUAGUUGCCCACGGUGGCUAUGUUCUUUAUAAAAAGCUGCAGCGAAAUACGGUGGCACAGAAGGGAUUUGUGGUUGCAUUCGUAGCCCUAGUGGCUCUGUUCUGUGGAAAAACUGUGCUGCGGAAUCGCGUGUGGCAGACGGAGGAGAAUCUGUACAGAUCUGGUGUGUCAGUCAACCCAGCCAAAGCAUGGGGAAACCUAGCCAAUGUGUUAAACAGUCAGGGAAAGAUAGGGGAAGCUGAGACAGCCUACCGCAACGCUCUCAUCCACAGAUCCAACAUGGCUGACACCCACUACAACCUGGGAAUUUUACUUCAAGACCAGAAGAGAUAUGAAGAAGCCAUUGAAAGUUACAAACGAGCAAUACAGUGUCGCCCUAAACUCUCAAUGGCUCAUCUUAACCUGGCCAUUAUUUAUGCCCUGCAGUUGAGGUACGAGGAAGCAGAAAAG